Molecule: messenger RNA, 4612 nt
Organism: Bufo bufo (common toad)
Lineage: Eukaryota; Metazoa; Chordata; Amphibia; Anura; Bufonidae
Gene: PLA2G6
Product: phospholipase A2 group VI
Exons: 19
Coding region: 718-3123 (801 amino acids)
Biological process (GO): positive regulation of ceramide biosynthetic process; cardiolipin acyl-chain remodeling
Cellular component (GO): mitochondrion
Molecular function (GO): protein binding
Source: RefSeq, a predicted model, not a curated record
ACCUGGAUGCGCUUCUACAGAACUCCUGCCGCUGGGGGCAGCUAUUCCAGUAAUGGGAUUGUUACUUCAGCAACUCCCUCACAUUCACACCUGCUUUUCAUUCCUCCUCAGAGAUGGACAAUAUAAUGCUUCCAUUCUGUAUGUUUUUAAUAACUGAGCGGUGUGGUGAAAACUAGCGACACCUUCCUUCAUUCCCCUUGUAGGAAAAGCUUAGUUGUGCCCACAGUAAAGAUGGCGUCCGUCGUUUUCCCUACGUCUUCCACAAGAUGGCUGCUCUUACACUGCUUCCCACCCACCACCUGUCAAUAUGGCUUCUCUUCUUCCAAUGUAAUAUUUCUAAACCGAACAUCUAGAAAAAGUCCAACAGCUCCCAAACAACACCUACCUCAGACUCACAUGACCUCGUCAUGUGACCUAAACCUCUCAGGCGCCCGUACAUUCUAGGCUUUACCCUAACAUUACAACCAAUUGUGUCUGAACUGAAGUGUGUUGUCGCAGCAAACCUGGCGGCUACUGUGAUGUCUCCGUCCAUUGGCCCGCGCCUUGAAAAGAUCCGCCCUCUCAGACCGCUGAUUGGUUAGCACUGCAGUUGCCUGAAGCAGAUACAGGAGAGCCAGGAUUGGCUAAGACUCUUCUAACUGUGAAUCUGCGCGGAAGCGUGUGACAGCCGGUGGUUUGUGGCGGCUUGUCGGGAAGGACAGCAUCACUGACUUUUUCAUGGACCUCUUUGGAAGAAUCUUCAAUACUGUGAGUGCUGUGAGCAACCUCUUUACCAAUCCUUAUCGUGUGCGGGAGGUGCCACUUUUGGACUAUGCUGGCUGCCAAAGACUUAAGGAAGAUGGGCGAAUCUUACUUUACAAGAGCAAGACAUCGAAAUUGUGGGACUGUCUCCUAGUAAACCCAAUGACACCACAAAAUGCCUUUCGUCUAUUUCAGUUGGAUUCAGAGGCAGAAGCAUUGCAUCAGUUCCAAGAAUAUGCAACCAAAAUGCGUCCAUUCUAUGAGAGCUCCAGACAGGGUCUCCAGCUAACCACUGUCCAGCUACUUACAGACUGUCUGCGUGGGCACCCCAACUGGUCUUUGGCACACGUGGCAGUAGAGAUGGGUCUUCGGGACAGUUUUAAACACAACGGUAUUCUGAGAAGUGUGAAUAGUACAGAAUGUGACUUGGGCUGUACCCCACUGCACCUGGCCUGCAAGAAAGGGGACAUCGAAUGCAUUCAGGAGUUGGUAGAAGAGUGCCAGGCUCGGGCGGAAAUUUCUGACUUCAAUGGAGAGACCGUGUACCACUAUGCUGCCCGUCAAAACAACCCUCGUGUUAUUGAGAUCCUGUGUUCUGUACCUUCUAUUGGUAUUGACCACCUGAGCAACUCUGGAGAGACUCCAUUGCAUGUGGCUUGUCGCAUGGGCAAAACCGAGGCAGUUCUAGCCUUUUUGCGCUGUCAUGCGCGCUGUGAUAUCCUUGGAAGGGAUGGAUACCCCAUUCACACAUGUAUGAAAUACUCAAUGAAAGGAUGUGCUGAAGCAAUACUGGAUGUUUCUGCAAACCAGGUACAUGUUGAAGAUCCUAAAUAUCAGGCAAUCCCUUUGCAUUGGGCAAAGACCGCUGAGAUGUCUGUACUUUUGCUGGAGCGCGGUAGUAAAGUGAAUGCUUUAAGUAGAACAGCAGAAACUCCUUUACACAUUAUGGUUAAGAAGGACAGAUUUGACUGUGUCAUGGUGCUCUUGACCCAUGGAGCAAACCCAAACACAAAGGGUGAACAUGGAAAUUCGGCUUUGCACCUGGCUAUGAAGAAAGAUCACCUGGAGCUUAUUAAAGCCCUUAUGGUUUUUGGGGCUGAUGUGGAGCAGGCUAAUGAUUUUGGUGAAACGCCAGGACUCCUUGCAGCCAGAUCAAGCAAAGGGUCCAAUCGCAAGGUGCUACUCGACAUGCUUUGUAACAUAGGAGCAGAGCGCUGUUUUCCCCCUGACACCCAGUUUCCACCAGCUGCAUCCUCCCCCACCACAGCAGCCCCCGUGGACAGAACUAGCAGCAUAGGUUUCCAGGACUUGGUGUAUGUCUCCACUGCUUUAGGCAGUAUGCUGGCCUCACAUGACUGUGUGGAUUUUACAAGAGAUGACCUAAGAACGCAGGAUCGCCUUCUGUGCUUGGAUGGUGGUGGAAUUCGUGGACUGGUUCUUAUUCAGCUGCUUAUUGCCAUAGAGAAAAUUGCGGGCCGUCCAAUAAAAGAGCUCUUUGACUGGGUUUCUGGCACCAGUACUGGUGGUAUUUUAGCAUUAGCCGUAGUACACGGAAAGUCCAUGGAAUACCUCCGCUGUUUGUACUUCCGCAUGAAGAAUGAGGUUUUUCGCGGCUCACGGCCAUAUGAGUCUGGGCCAUUGGAGGAUUUUUUAAAAAGGGAAUUUGGGGAACAAACAAAGAUGACAGAUGUAAAGCACCCCAAAGUAAUGGUGACUAGUGCAAUGUCAGAUAGGCACCCGGCAGAACUUCAUCUCUUCCGAAACUAUGAACCCCCAAAUGCAGGCCGAGAACCAACAUUCAAGAGGCUUGCUUCAUUCCGGCCAGUAACAAAACCAGAAGAUCAGUUGGUGUGGCGUGCCGCCCGCUCCAGUGGUGCUGCUCCCACCUACUUUCGCCCCAUGGGCCGUUUCCUGGAUGGCGGGCUGCUAUCAAAUAAUCCCACCCUAGAUGCCAUGACUGAAAUACAUGAUUAUAACACCUGUAUGAAACGUGAGGGUAAAGGUGGGCAGGUAAAGAAAUUAGGUGUGGUAGUAUCACUUGGCACCGGGAAGCCUCCACAAAUUCAAGUGAGCUCCGUUGAUGUGUUUAGGCCAUCUAACCCAUGGGAGAUGAUGAAGACUGUGGUUGGAGCAAGAGAACUGGGCAAGAUGGUUAUAGACUGUUGCACAGAUUCAGAUGGUCCAGCUGUAAAUAGGGCCCAGGCAUGGUGUGAAAUGAUAGAUGUUCCAUAUUUCAGGUUAAGCCCACAGCUGCAAACAGAUGUCAUGCUGGAUGAAGUUAGUGACGCAGUGUUGAUUAAUAUGCUUUGGGACACCCAGAUCUACAUCUACCAGCAGAGGGAGGAACUGCAAAGGUUGGCAAGGCUUCUCUUGACACUAUGAAGACUGAAUUCUAACAGUACAAAAGGUCUGCAGUGAAACGAUUGAGGACUUGUAUGGAAGCACAAGACAUUGAAGAAACAUCUCAACUCUAACAGCUUUCAUCUAGCAUUACUGCCUGUGGUUAAUAUUCUGUGUGGUUAUUCACUAUAUGUUUACCUACAACGUAAUGAACAUUGUCUUCCCGAUAUAUCAUUUUGCUAAAUAGAACUAUACAGUGUGGACACUUCAGAGGCCUCUGUCCUGGAGGUUAGGAUUGCCGGUGCACCUCCUAGCUGCUAACAUAAGGCCUUUAUCUUUACAACCUUUAUUGACCAUUUCUUGUUUGGUGUUUGAAAAGUUGCAGAUAUCUAUAAUAUCUGGUUAUCCUCAUUAAAUAACACAAUUAAAGAGGCUUUCCUAUGACCGAUAUUGAUUACCUAGUAAUAGGAUAUGCAUCAGUAUUAGUAUCAGUAGAAAUCUGACUGCUGGGACCUCUGCCAGUACCCAGAUCAGCAACCUUUGGCACUCCGGCUGCUGUGAACCUACAACUCCCAGCAUACACACUUUCUUGGAUGUUCUUGUAACUGCCAUAGAAGUAAAAGAAAGAUUCUGGGAGUUUUAGUUUCAGAGUAUCGGAGGUUGCUGAUCCGUGACCUAGAAUUUAGAGGUUGCAGCACUAGGUAAUGUGUCCUCUCCAUUAGCUUCCACCUUUGUUGGCACCAUGAUGGAUAUGGUAAAUUCAUUAUGAUCCAUGAUCUUUGAUUAAUGAAUCGCAUUGAAUUGACCUUAAAAUAAAUUGGAAUCUGAUGAUUCCUGGUUGUGCCUUAAUGUAGUGUAAAUAGCAGUUUGGAUAUGUCGUUUAGUAACAAACAUGAAUAUAUCAGGGAUGCCUAAACAGCAAUUAGCUAGCAUUAGUAUUGGAAAUGCAGAUAAGGCUUUAUUCACAUGUCAGGGAUUUUCAUCAGUUUUUUAUAUAAGGUCAGAGGGAAAGAUCUGUAUCUGUUCUGAGUUUAGACCCGCACCUGGUUUUGGCUCCUAAUCACUGAUGGAAAUCACUGACCGAAAACUGUGUGAAUAAGGCCUUAUUCAGAUGUCUGUAAUGUGUAAUGCUUGGCAUCUGUAUUACCGGCAUAACCUUAGAUUGGGAGCCCCAUUGGGGACAGCGUGAUGUUAAUGUCUGUAAAGCGCUGCAGAAUAUAACAGCGCUACAUAAGUAAGUAUAAUAAAUAAAAAAAAUGGACAUUGCUCUAAUGACCUGAAUAAACUGUAUUUUGGGGCUAUGAUGCGGUUAGUUCAGACCCGGGGCUUAGAACUGGAUUUGCAGCCAUCUGUUUGAGGCCUAAGGCCCCUUUCACACGAGCUAGUUUUCCGCGCAGGAGCAAUGCGUGACGUUAAAGCAUAGCACCUGCACUGAAUCCUGACCCAUUCAUUUCAAUAGGUCUGUGUACAUGAGCGUUGUUUUUCACGCAUCAUUCUGCGUUGCGUGAAAAACGCAGCAUGUUCUAUAUUC